GCUCUUGCCUUGAGUCUCUCUCCCUCACCACCCUCCUUCCGCCCCGCGGUUGCUACUGACUGAGAGCCCAGGUGGCUGCUGCGAAAGGGUUACAGCCUCUCGUACUUCGUGACCUGUUGCAGUUUCUUGUGCAGCGACCCCUCGGACCAGCUUGAAGCGGAAAUAUGGCGCUCUCAGCGGGUAUCCCGGUCAAUGGGACCAUGCAUAGGAGAAAGUCGAGCAAGGAUGAAGACGAGGACAAUGUGCUCCGCUUUCCGGCCCCCCAAUCCCCUCCGACCACGGCACCGUUAUCUCAGGGAUUCACGCUCAACGGCCCUACGCCGGACGACAGCAGCGAGCUUGCGCCGCCCCAUGCUCGCUCCCGUGUUACUUCAACGCCGUCCAUGCCCAUGUCGCAAUCUUUCCCCGGGCAGCCAGCAUCCGCUGGCCCAUACCGCACUACUUUCUCGAUACCAAGACAGCCCCUAGCAAACGGCAGUGCAUCUUUGUAUGCGCCCCCAAAUGGACGACAUCAAGCCUCUCCGAUGCGCCAGUCAUUCUCUUUACCCUCCUCUCAUGGGCGUACACGCUCGGUGUCAGGCCCGUUCUCCCCCAUCACCCCCUCCCCGCUCGCAUCAUCCUUCCCCUCUAAUCAGCUCGGUAUACCUCCCUCGCAUAAGCUCCCCUCUUCCUCCACUGCUCCAGAACUGUACCAACCAGGUUCUUCUCCUCCGGAGAAUGGCAUCAAGAUUUCACAACCACCCAUCAAUAACCGGAGACAUUCGCGCCUCCACUCCCGCAACCUUUCCAUCUACUUCCCGCGCCCGGGGUCUCUUCCUUCCACCAGCAUUGCCGAGGAUGGCGCGCAGGAACUUGACUUCGGGGCACCGGCGGCUACGGACGAGGGGAUUCCCAUUCCCAGUGCGUCACCCGGACCUGGGCAGCGUGCGUUCCGCGAAGGCUUCACGUUCGGUGCACGUCCACCCUCGGCUGGGACACACCCUAUGGCAGAGAUGUCGGCGUCGCCCGGCGGGGCGUCGCGGCGCGGGCAUCACCACAAGCACUCCCUCUCGCACAACUUCUUCUCCUUCCUCGAACCUGGCGCGCAGAGCGAUCCGGGAGAACUACACACGCAGCCCACCCCGAUGCCCAUGAGCCCGUGGGCUCCUAUAUCUCCGUUCCCGAGCAGCCCGUCUCUCAAUGCGGAGAAACAGGAGGCCGCGCAUGUCACGAAUGGACUGGCCUCGAAGACGCGCGCGAAGAGCCCCAUAGGUAAGAUCCGCGCGUCGCCGGGCUCUUCGACCUGGCCUGUAUGCGCGGCAGUCGGUCAGUUCGCAUUAGGGGCGUGGUUGUGGAUCACUGGGCAGCAGGUGGGCUCGCUAUCGUGUACGGGGCUGGGGUAUUGGGUGGUGUUCGACGCGAUUGGCGUCGCGCUCGGGCACAUCUUGCCAAACCACCUCGCGCGACCCGAUAUGCGUGCGGAGACGCGUCGACCUUAUGGAAAUGCGCGGAUAGAGACAGUGAUGACGUUUGCCCAGUCAGUCUACCUGAUCUUCACGUCCGUGUAUGUCUGCAAGGAGACGCUCGAGCAUAUCCUGCUCUCGAGCGGUGAGGGGCACCACCAUCAUCACGGGGAUGAAGUGUCUUCUGUGUUUGGGAUCGAGUUCCCUAUUCGCCUAUUAUUUAUCACCUUCGCUUCGCUUUUGACUACUGCUAUCUCAUUCAACAACCACUCCAAGCUUGUCAGCACGGCAGGCAACCACAUCCCCUCCCUAGCAUCCCUGCUCCCGGCUCGUUCCCGAUACCGCGCGUCUACGCUGGCAUACCCUCCUUUGCUGAACAACCUCCUUACCAACCCCUACUCACUUGCACCGGUGCUUUUCGCCUCAUGUGUGCUGUUCACUGCAAUAUCGAUACCUCCACGUCAACACCGACCACUUGAUCUCAUCCUUGCUGGGGUAGAGACGGUGGUGACAUUCAAACUAGCGUACCGCGCUGCGGUCCAACUCGGCGCCGUCCUGCUGCAGACGUCGCCAGCACGGGGUCUCGCGGGCGGGCGAAUGGAGGCCUUCCUCCGCGCCAUGCGCGAGAUCGAACGCGACGAGCGGGUGCUGCACCUCCCCGCGCCGCACAUCUGGCAGCUCACGCCGAGCCUCGCGCUCGCGGACGGGGACGCGGUGUCGCCGUACGCAGCCGCGCCGUCGGCGGCGGACAAGGCGCAGGGCCCCGCGCAGUCGCUCGUGGUCACGCUCGAGCUGCAUGUGCGACACGACCUCGCGGACGCGGAGGUGCUGAGGCUGACGCGGUGGGCGUGGGAGCGGUGCGUGCAUGCGCUGCACUUUGGGACGCGCGGCGGGGAGGGGGGUGAGGGCGAGGCGGAGGUCACUGUCGGGAUCGUGAAAGGCUAGCGCAGUGCGGUGGUGGUCAUUGUAGUGUGUACUGAGCGAGGGGGUGGUUGCAUUGGAUAUAUCUGAGGUUCGGGAACGGUAUAUACAUCCG
Molecule: messenger RNA, 2478 nt
Organism: Trametes versicolor FP-101664 SS1
Lineage: Eukaryota; Fungi; Basidiomycota; Agaricomycetes; Polyporales; Polyporaceae
Exons: 7
Coding region: 165-2387 (740 amino acids)
Source: RefSeq, a predicted model, not a curated record